Messenger RNA from Diplodia corticola, 687 nucleotides. RefSeq lists its product as uncharacterized. The record is from RefSeq and is a predicted model, not a curated record. Lineage: Eukaryota; Fungi; Ascomycota; Dothideomycetes; Botryosphaeriales; Botryosphaeriaceae. The transcript has 2 exons. The coding region runs from base 1 to 687 and encodes 228 amino acids.
AUGUUUCUGAGGCUCAAUUUCAAGAUGGUCAACGAUGACGAGCGGACGCAUAAAGUCCCUGCCAGAGCAGUGCCUGACUACAAGGCCCUCACCUCAUAUGUCUUGAAGUAUCUUGACAAGGAACCUCACAUGGCCAAGAUACACAUCCAUACCAAAUCCGGGCCUUGUGUCGAAAGCACGCUUGUGUACGAGGAUAACUACAACACUGGCUGUUUCUCGUGUGAGGACGCGGCAGAGGCCCCGCCUCUUCACGUGCAUCUCGUUCCGAAGGAAUAUGUUCCCAUAUCGAUGGUGCCUUCAGCCUCAGCCUCAGCCAUUCGCUACGACUCCGCGGACGACCUGAACAUCCAGGCCAUCAAGAGGAUUACGAACGGCAAGGAUGAACGGCUCGUUGUUGGUCGCACGAAGAGGUGCGGAGCCGCGGUGUAUGCAGUUCUGUGCCGAAACCACGUCAUCAGGUACUUGCAGACGGAUCUUGACCUCGAUGGCAAGGCCAUCCCUGGCAAAGCAACCCAAGUGAAGAAAGAAAAAAUCAAGUUCUUCAGAGGCAUGAACAACAACACCAUUCGGGAGCAACUGGAAUUCAGGCGGAAAGCGAUGGUGGAAAAGCGCAGAGAGCACCAGGAGCUGCCAAUUCUCAGAGACUUAUGCAAGGUGGCGACGGCCACGGCCAGCACGACUCGUUAA